Messenger RNA from Maylandia zebra (zebra mbuna), 455 nucleotides. RefSeq names its product phospholipase D1-like. Lineage: Eukaryota; Metazoa; Chordata; Actinopteri; Cichliformes; Cichlidae. The record is from RefSeq and is a predicted model, not a curated record.
CCACUACAGAGGAAACAAUGAGCUCAACACAGAAGGACGAUCCUCAGCGCUUACACAGAUCCUCCAUCGAUGUUUUGGAUCCAAUCAGUGAUCAGUUCUACGAGGAGGCCUGGAUGUUCACCAGCGCUCGCUACACCUCCAUCUACCAGAAGGUUUUCCACUGUCGGCCAUCCAGCGAUGCUGGAGGGCUACCUGGCCAAUGCUGGCCUACACAAAGAGGUCCCGGCUCGGAGGAGCUGAAGAAGAUCCUUGCCUUCCUCGUCAGUUUCCUCUUCAGUUCCUAUCCCAACAAAACCUUCUUGCACCUAUUAGCUCCAAAGAGGCUAUGGUGCCCGUGGAGGUCUGGACCUGAGGCCUGUGCUCAUCACGUGGAUAGAAAACACUCUGACACCAUUCUGGAGAUGUUGACUGUGACCUCAGAGGCCAACUGGACCACACAGCUGCAGCAGGAGUGA